AUGACUAAAGCGCUUUGUUUGUGGGCAUUUGAAAACUUGAACCGUCGCUUAUUUCCUGAAAGCUCCUCCUCCAAUUUGACCCACUUCUUACAGACCACGAAUGCCUCCACAUCUGAUUUCCCUCAUGAGGCGCCAAUGUUCAUUACAUGGAACGAGGAUGGCGAUUUGAGAGGCUGUAUUGGUACAUUUCUGCCAUUGAACACCGAGAAGGGUGUGGCAAAGUAUGCUUUGGUGAGUGCCUUUGAGGACCCCAGAUUUCCACCAAUUGCAGCGAAGGAGCUCCCUUCAUUGAGUGCCAGUGUAACGUUGCUCGACGGAUUUACAGAGAUCUCCAGCCCUACAGAAUGGACUGUCGGAGAGCACGGACUCAAGGUUUACUUUGAACUCUCAGGUAGAGGAUACUCUGGUACAUUCUUGCCAAGUGUUGCUGAAGAACAGGGAUGGGAUACGGUCGAUACACUUUGGAAUUUGGCGAGAAAGGCCCACUAUAGCGGUUUGAAGCGCAGCGAUACUUUGGCGUUUUACGAGAAGGGAUUGAGUGAAGGAUGGCUUCUGUUGACUAGGUAUCAGGGUCUCAAAGCAGAGGCUACCUACGAGGAAUACCAGGCUGCCAAAAAGUAA
Candidozyma duobushaemuli is the source of this 621-nucleotide messenger RNA. RefSeq lists its product as uncharacterized. The transcript has a single exon. The record is from RefSeq and is a predicted model, not a curated record. NCBI's taxonomy places the organism in Eukaryota, Fungi, Ascomycota, Pichiomycetes, Serinales, Metschnikowiaceae. Bases 1 to 621 code for a protein of 206 amino acids.